Messenger RNA from Aspergillus clavatus NRRL 1, 153 nucleotides. RefSeq lists its product as uncharacterized. The record is from RefSeq and is a predicted model, not a curated record. Bases 1 to 153 code for a protein of 50 amino acids. Lineage: Eukaryota; Fungi; Ascomycota; Eurotiomycetes; Eurotiales; Aspergillaceae. The transcript has 2 exons.
AUGUCUGAAUACAGCAAACAAAACGAUAACCCGCCACCUUCAGACCAGGACUCGCAGCUGGAUGGAGAUGAGCCUGCCGAGUGGGGGAAGAUAUGGAGUCAAACGUAUGCCAGAUCGAUAGAGUGGCAGUUGCAGGAAUGGGGUUCUAUCUAA